Messenger RNA from Apodemus sylvaticus (European woodmouse), 744 nucleotides. RefSeq names its product amphiregulin (gene Areg). The record is from RefSeq and is a predicted model, not a curated record. Bases 1 to 744 code for a protein of 247 amino acids. Gene Ontology annotation, biological process: positive regulation of mitotic nuclear division; epidermal growth factor receptor signaling pathway; positive regulation of cell population proliferation. The transcript has 5 exons. Lineage: Eukaryota; Metazoa; Chordata; Mammalia; Rodentia; Muridae.
AUGAGAACUCUGCUGCUACCUCGGGCGCUCUCUGUGCUUUCGCUGCUGGUCUUAGGCUCAGGCCAUUAUGCAGCUGCCUCGGAGCUCAAUGACACCAGCUCUAGGAACGGAGAAGCCCUUUCCGGGGACCACAGUGCCGGUGGAGUUGCGGUUUCUGUGGGAAGUGAGGUUUCGACCAUAAGCGAAAUGCCUUCUGGCAGUGAACUCUCCACAGGGGACUAUGACUACCCGGAGGAGUAUGAGAACGAACCACAAAUAUCCGGCUACAUUAUAGAUGAUUCAGUCAGAGUUGAACAGGUGAUUAAGCCCAAGAAAACCAAGACAGAAGGAGAGAAGUCUACAGAAAAACCCAAGAAAAAGAAAAAGGGGGGCAAAAGUGGGAAAGGCAGAAGAAAUAAGAAGAAGAAAAGGAAUCCAUGUGCUACCGAGUUUCAGAACUUCUGCAUCCAUGGCGAAUGCCAGUACAUCGAGAACCUGGAGGUGGUGACAUGCAAAUGUGAUUAUGAGUACUUCGGUGAACGGUGUGGAGAAAAAUCCAUGAAGACUCACAGUGAGGAUGACAACGACCUCUCCAGGAUUGCAGUGGUAGCUGUAAUCAUCUUUGCCUCUGUAGUAAUCCUCACAGCUAUUGGUGUCCUUGUCACAGUGCAGCUUCAGAAACGAUGCUUCAGGGACUAUGAAGGAGAAGCGGAAGAAAGAAGGAGGCUCCGACAAGAAAAUGGGAAUGCGCAUGUCGUAGCCUAG